GGUAGUGCAGUGUGUUGACCAUUUGCUACGUUAAUUUUUAGUCUUAUUUAUCUCCAAUAAUGCCGUAUGCUAACCAGCCGACGGUGAAAAUCACAGAAUUGACAGACGAAAAUGUCAAAUUUGUCAUUGAAAACACUGACUUGGCGGUUGCAAACUCAAUCCGCCGUGUAUUCAUGUCAGAAGUUGCAACUAUAGCAAUCGACUGGAUCCAGAUUGACGCCAAUUCUUCAGUACUGCAUGAUGAGUUCAUCGCACACAGAGUUGGUCUCAUACCUCUCACAAGUGAUGACAUUGUGGACAAAAUGCAGUAUUCUAGGGACUGUACCUGUGAUGAUUUUUGUCCAGAGUGUUCUGUUGAGUUGACCCUGGACGUUCGAUGCACGGAGGACCAGACGCGUCAUGUCACCUCGCGAGACCUUUUGUCCAACAACCCCAGAGUCAUCCCGGUGACUUCCAGGAGUCGAGACAAUGAUCCCAACGACUAUGUUGAACAGGAUGACAUUUUACUGGUGAAGCUUCGUAAAGGUCAGGAGCUGCGGCUCAGGGCGUACGCCAAGAAAGGCUUUGGUAAGGAGCACGCAAAGUGGAACCCAACGGCAGGGGUUUCCUUUGAGUAUGACCCAGACAACGCACUGAGGCACACAGUCUACCCACGACCUGAGGAGUGGCCGAAGAGUGAAUACUCGGAGAUUGAGGAGGAUGAGGUUCAGGCUCCUUAUGACCCCAAUGGAAAACCUGAAAGGUUCUUUUACAAUGUGGAGUCAUGCGGCUCUCUGAGACCAGAGACCAUCGUCAUGUCAGCGCUGGCCGUCCUUAAGAAGAAGCUGAGUGAUCUGCAGACGCAGCUGAGCCACGAGAUCCAGAGCGACGUGCUCACCAUCAACUGAGGGCCGCUCCUUAACAGAGCAGGACCUGCAUUUACACAGCUUUGUUAUGAUCAGAGGGCUGAUUUAGCACUGUUGAAGUCACAAUUGGCUAAUGGAUUUAGUUCUAAAAACGACUGUUUAUUGUUUCAUUAUUUGAAAUUAGCAUCAUUAUUGUGAGACCUCCGUGUACAAAAUGACGGUUCAUGUGGAUAUGUAUUCCUGAAAUUAUUUCAGCCCCAGCAGUGAUUGUAAGCUAAGCUCUGUGUGUGUUCAAGCAUGCAAUGCAAGGUCAGCAUCUGAAAGGAGUUUGUCUCAGAGUGAUACAAAUGUAGUUUUGUUGUCGGUAGUGUAACAGUUACACUAUUAGAUUAUUAUUU
Molecule: messenger RNA, 1243 nt
Organism: Plectropomus leopardus (leopard coralgrouper)
Lineage: Eukaryota; Metazoa; Chordata; Actinopteri; Perciformes; Serranidae
Gene: polr2c
Product: RNA polymerase II subunit C
Biological process (GO): transcription by RNA polymerase II
Cellular component (GO): RNA polymerase II, core complex
Molecular function (GO): protein dimerization activity
Source: RefSeq, a predicted model, not a curated record